AUGCUUGACACGCUAUCAAUGUGUGUAACCGGAGUCAUCUCCGUCUUACGAAAUUACAUGGUUGCAAAGGUACUUUUAUGGCACUUCAGUGGCCGAAGGGCGGCUCGGAGAGGGGUAGCAUUGGCCGGCCACUCGGCAUGGAAUCUGGCCGGAUUGGUUCGGGCACGCGGCAUGGAAUCUGACCGCUUGAUUCACGUAAAGUCCGUCGGCUUUGCGUCCCCGACAGUCAUGCCCGUCACUCCUAGGCUCCGCUCCGCAUGCGAUGCGUGUCAUCAGCUGAAGGUGCGAUGCUCCGGAUAUCUGCCUUGCGAUUCAUGCACGGAAUCGUGCAGAACAUGUGUCUUUAGCCCUGCAAGUGUGCCAUCCGACAAUUCGUCAAGUCCGAAAAGCAGUGGUCAAUCUUCAGUCACUGACGUGCAUUCCAUAUCCUGGACCACAUCCCCGUUUGAAUAUGCUCUGCCAUUCCCGGAAGAUAAAUGGGGUUUGCAAGAAGAUUUCGCUGCUGCAAAUAUGCCCCGGGGUAUCUUUCACCACGAAGAGAUGUUUGAGAAAGAACAUGAGCCGACCUUUUCCGGUGCCUCAGUAGUAGGCCAGUCAGAAUCUAUCAGGCAAUUUGCGUCCCAACCGACGACAUUACCAAUUUCGAUAGAGCUCUCUUAA
This is a messenger RNA of Trichoderma virens Gv29-8, 660 nucleotides long. RefSeq lists its product as uncharacterized. Lineage: Eukaryota; Fungi; Ascomycota; Sordariomycetes; Hypocreales; Hypocreaceae. Gene Ontology annotation, biological process: regulation of DNA-templated transcription. Bases 1 to 660 code for a protein of 219 amino acids. The transcript has 5 exons. Gene Ontology annotation, molecular function: DNA-binding transcription factor activity, RNA polymerase II-specific; zinc ion binding. The record is from RefSeq and is a predicted model, not a curated record.